Molecule: messenger RNA, 2255 nt
Organism: Gasterosteus aculeatus aculeatus (three-spined stickleback)
Lineage: Eukaryota; Metazoa; Chordata; Actinopteri; Perciformes; Gasterosteidae
Molecular function (GO): protein kinase inhibitor activity
Source: RefSeq, a predicted model, not a curated record
GCUGUACAAUCAGCACGGUCCCUUAACGUUACAUACAAACGCGCACUGACGUCCACGUGCCGCUAUGAGUCACGACACAAUACGAGGAAAUGCCCGAGACGAGAGGCCCCUUUAAAUGGACGCUUCAUCGCUGUAGUGCCGAGAGAGAGGGAGGGAGAGGGGGAGCGGCAGAGAGGGAGAGGGAGAGGGAGAGAGAUCUGAUCAACAACAACACUGCUCUUCUCUGCCGCCGCUUUUACUGGAUUCCGCCGUUUCCCGCGGCCUCCGUGAACAAGAGGUUACGAGGACUUUCCGUCCGAUCGGCAACAGUCCGCGGUGCGUCGUUCGCACGGUCGUCGUGUUGAAUGCCAUUGCGGAAGUGAGAGGCUUUUGGACACGACGCGAAGCCUUGCGCUGUGCGGACAUCUAGCGGCCGGCCGGGAGAAGGCUUCCUCCUCGAGAUGUACGGAGCAUCGGGUAUCCCGGAGCUCAUCCGGGCCAGCGGGCCGCCUCGGCAGCCGGGUCCGGCAGGCCAGUACGACCCGGGACACCCCCAGGUGAACGGCGACGGCGGCGGGGGCAACCCUCAGAGACUAGGGCAGAGGGCCCCCAAGCUGGGACAGAUUGGUCGAACCAAGAAAGUGGACUUGGACGAUGAGGACCUGGAUGACGUCAUGAACAACAACGGGCAGUGUCCCGUAUCCCUGUCGCCCAUCUCCUAAACUUCACCAAGAAGUGCAAUUUAAAAAAAAAAAAAAAAGAAACCUCGCAGGUCCCCGUCAGUGAUCUUGGUCUUGAUCCUGUCAUGUAUCUGACCGACGCGUCCGACGGCUCAUCCAGGCUCAAAAAAACGCCUCAUUUAGCGGCAGUCGAAGCCGAGGCCCUAACUGUACAUAUUGUUUAUUUAACGCCCCUUUGGGGGGACUGUGAGCGGAUUGUGUUGCGUCGCUCUCUGCUCUACACCUCGGCAGGCCGUAGAUUAUCAGGACUUGAGAGAAGGAAGUGUCUUUAUUCUUCAGAGCUUCUUAACAAGGGCUAUACGUUUCUAAAGUUGCACCGAGCAAAUGGUCUUUGGAGGAAAGCAGCUUCUCGCCUGCCUGUUUUCUGGUGAGGGUUUCUGGGCCUGUGGGUUUGAACACAGACCUCCUGAUGUCUUAACACACAGGUGAAAUGUUACGCUUUGGUUGUGCAAUGACUAUCGUUCUUUACUCUCACUCCAAUGCAAGUGGUGCACUAUUCAGUGGGCAAAAGGCAAAAAAAAAUGCCUGCUAAAUAUUUAUUGUUUCAAAAAAGGAAUGGGAAAAAACACGUUGUUGUGUUGUUAUGGCUUCUAAGUGUUUUUUACUUGUUUCUGAACGGAAGUUGCGUCAGACUUCUGUAACUUGAGAUUCAAUACGUUCCCAAAUGGUGCACUUUGUAGGAAUGCCUGUUAUGUGCCGUGAAAUGUUGCAGAAUUCUAUGCAUGGAGUCUGUUAAAGCAUCAAAACACGUAACUGGUAUCCUGUUAAUAAGGGCUAAUGUAGAAGAAUUUCAAACCGCAGCACCGUUAUGCUCUUUAGGUCAUGCAGAGUCAACAUUUUCCUGAGCUCCUUGUUGGCUCGGCCUGCUGACUCAGCAGUAAAAUGUUGUGAACAACAACGGAUUUAUGGAGGUUGUUGGCUUUCUAAGGCAGGGUUUCCCAGUUUGCAAGGCAACUGUGAUAAAACAUGUACAGUCGUAGUUCUUUUGAUUGAAUUGCCAAAAGGCAUUUGACGCUGUAUUACAACGAUGAUUGAAAUAGAUUGGCACGCAAAUAUAUGUCCUAAUGAACAACACUUUGUAUUGAUAUUUACAUCAGUAAUCUGCUUAAGCUACACCCAGAUGGUGUCAGGUUUUCUUUUGGGGUUCAAGUGAACUCUUUAAAGAUAAUACCAUCCAUUACUUCACAAUUACAGUAUGACAUCAUGAAAACAAGCAGCUCUCUAUUAUUCGUUCUCACUGCUGAGACAAUCUUAACACUGAAGCUUUUUGGUGAUUUGGGGGAUUUGCAGUGGAUUUUGUAAUGCCAUGCUACUGUCGCUGAAGGCUCACGCUGAUGUCAGUUACUUAGUUGGCUGUGAAAUUGUUACUUGUUGACUUUUACCUCUUUUUGUGUCAUGGAAGCACUGCAUUUCACAGCCCAAAUGACUCAGUGAUUGUCUUUGGGAUUGUGGCUAACUUUUGCAUGGAAAUGAUUGACUUUUCUUAAUGCAUCUCCAGAAAUUAAAAAUGAAUCUUUGUGGAAUUUGUCGAUAUAA